This is a messenger RNA of Xenopus laevis (African clawed frog), 3781 nucleotides long. RefSeq names its product anthrax toxin receptor 1 (gene antxrl.L). The record is from RefSeq and is a predicted model, not a curated record. Bases 52 to 1644 code for a protein of 530 amino acids. NCBI's taxonomy places the organism in Eukaryota, Metazoa, Chordata, Amphibia, Anura, Pipidae. The transcript is spliced from 18 exons.
UUUCUUUCUCUCACAGUAAGCUGAGGAGGAGACACAAGGAGACAGUGGGCCAUGAAGGGAAUUAGCCUUCUAGCCCUGGUGGCUAUCCUGCCCUUGCUGUGCCAGACUCAAGAGACUGAAGAGCAGAGGUCCUGCCAUGGGGCAUUUGAUCUGUACUUCAUCCUGGACAAGUCUGGCAGUGUUAAAAACCACUGGAUUGAAAUAUAUUCGUUUGUAGAGAGCCUUGCUGAAAAAUUCAUAAGUCCUAUGCUGAGAAUGUCUUUCAUUGUCUUCUCUUCUCGAGCAACAACCAUUCUGAAGCUGACAGAGGACAGAGAAGCAAUACGACGAGGCUUGCAGAUUCUACACACAGAGGCUACUGGAGGGGAUACAUUUAUGCAUGAAGGAUUUAAAAAGGCAAAUGAACAGAUUUUUCAUGAAACUCAUGGCGGUGUCCGUACAGCCAGUGUUAUUAUUGCUCUAACAGAUGGAGAGUUACAGCAAACACAGUUCUACUAUGCAGAACAAGAAGCUGAGAGAGCAAGAAGCUUUGGCGCCAUAGUAUACUGUGUAGGCGUUAAAGACUUUAAUGAAACACAGCUCUCUACCAUUGCUGAUAGCAUUGACCAUGUGUUUCCUGUAACUGGAGGUUUUCAUGCUCUACAGGGAGUUAUUGACUCGAUUCUAAGGAAAUCCUGUAUUGAAAUUCUUGCUGUUGAGCCAUCAACUGUCUGUGCAGGGGAAUCCUUUCAGGUUGUGGUACGAGGGAAUGGAUUUUACCAUGCUCGCAAUAUUGACCAAGUGCUCUGUAGCUUUAAAAUAAAUGACACCAUAACCCAAAAUGAAAAACCAUCAGAUAUACAGGAUACUUACCUACUUUGUCCAGCCCCUGUACUAGAGGAUGUUGGGCAGGUCGUGUAUCUGCAAGUCAGUAUGAACAAAGGACUCACUUUCAUCUCCAGCUCUGUGAGCAUUACCAGCACAUAUUGUCGCACUGGGAUCAUUCUCUUUAUUGCUCUGCUGGUGCUCUUCCUGCUCCUUCUACUGGCUCUGCUUUGGUGGUUCUGGCCACUCUGCUGCACAGUGGUCAUUAAGGAGCCUCCACCUCCUCCUCCUCUGGAGCCUGAAUCUGAUGAUGAAGAUGGCUUACCUAAGAAAAAGUGGCCCACUGUAGAUGCUUCUUAUUAUGGGGGAAGAGGAGUAGGAGGAAUUAAAAGGAUGGAGGUAAGAUGGGGAGAUAAGGGUUCAACAGAAGAGGGGGCCAAGCUGGAAAAACCCAAAAAUGCAGUUAUAAAGCUACCAGAGCAGGAAUUUGAACCAUGGGAGCCUAAACCAAAGAAGAACUCUGCACGUAGAUUUCCACAGCAAAGGAAGUGGUACAGUCCAAUUAAGGGCAAACUAGAUGCACUGUGGGCUCUCCUACGAAGAGGGUAUGACCAGGUGUCUUUAAUGAGGCCCCAGGCUGGAGAUGAGGGACGCUGUAUUAAUUUCACAAGAGUGAAAGCUGAUGGCACAUCAACUAUCUACACACCUUCUGCCACCAGACCUGCAACAAAUAACACUUAUAAUUCUCCUCCACAAAGGCAGCCACCACCAGGACCUCCACCUUCACGAGUGCCUCCAGGACCUCCACCUGCUCGUCCACCUCCCCAUCCAAUUAAUUGAGCCAAAUCUUCAGUAUUAAUAUUGUUGGACUGAAACUGGUAUAAUUACUGACAGCUGCAUGGCCGAUAUCCCAAUGCAGCUCUGGGCCGAUAGAUGAACAAACUGCACUUUGACUAACAAUCUCCAAAAAAUCUUCUUCAUGAUUUAGCUUGUAUCGCUGGGUUACAAUAGCUUAUGUCAUUUUAUAUAUAUAUAUAUAUAUAUAUAUAUAUUUUUUUUUUUUUUUUUUUUUUUUUUUAAACCAUUCUCAAAUAAUUUUUAGCUUCUUGUUCCAAAAGGGGCAAAACCCUGGUUUGAAGCCACCCCCUUUUUUGCUUUGAAAGAGGCAAAUUUUUCCUUAUCCCUAAACUGCAAUUGCACCCAUACCUAGAUCAAAACGAGUAUAUUAAUACCAGUGAAAUGAUUCCUAAAGAAUAAGAAUCAGAAAGACUUAGGAACAGUACUGGUAUAGUAUAAUCAUCCAAACAUUUUGGGAUAGAUUUAAGAUUAUUUGUACCAGUUAUUGAUGGCAUGGAUUAGCAGACUGUGUGACUGUAAUUCAUAGAGGUCCUGUGACUUUGCACAAGAAAAUAAAAUAGAGGUUGGGCAUAAGAAAAACUAAUUCAUAGUUUGCCAGAAUUACAUUUUUGCUGCCCAGAAAUUCUACCAUUUUUAUCCAUGCAGCUGUCUUUAACCCUUUUACUGUCAAAAUGACCUAUACAUAGAUCAUUGGUUUUAUACAAUGCUUGUACUUCUGGCAGGAAAAGGGUUAUUUGAAUCCAGUCUAUUUAUUCUGUGUUUUGAUUUUAAAGAUUAGGCAAACUGAGUUUGUUGCUGGCCAGCAAAAUCUGCCCGAUUUCUGCUCAGGUUACAGCCUGACCUCAUAACAUUCCACACUUACUCACCCCCUUUAUUGCCAUAUAUGUUGUAUAUUGUAUAAAGUCUGGAUUUUUCAUGUGACUUCAAAUCUGAAUCUUAUAUAGUUGCACAGCGGAAGAAAACAAGGUUAUCUUGUAUGUUGCUCUGGUGGUGGCAGUGGGAUUCUAGCCUCCAGUCCAGCAGCUGAAUACAGCUAGAGUCUUCUGUGUAGUUGGAUGGUGCAAGUUAUGUUUAUUGUAUUUUCUGAUUAAUAUGUAUGUGAAACAGUGAAGGUUCUGUACAGAGAAUAAGAAAAGCAUAAGAAAAAUAAGUGGUACUGCUGGUUCAGUAAGAGUAAUUUAUAUUGUGCUGAAAUUUUUACCUUCCUCUGUAGGUGGGAGCUAUGACAUGGAGAUUUAGAGUAAGUCCAUGUGGGAAAUCUUCUAAGACUCCUAUUGAAAGGAAUGCAUUUGUUUUCAGAAAGGCCAAGUAUAUUCUGUAUAAAAUAUGCAAGACAAUGAAUAGCUGUGGCCCUUGCUCAAAUAAAAAUACCUUUUAUAAAUGUUAAACAUGAAGGAUAAAGUUGCUGGUGACUAGCAGAUACUUAACUUGAACUCCCAUCACUCUCACCCUGUGGUCUUUAUAAAGAUUCAGAGAACUGAAGAUCUGCUGUGCAAUAAUGAAUUCACUGUCUUUCCCUGCAUUUUAAACUUGGGAAGACAUCCAGGAACCUGGGUGAUACAAUUUCACCCCUGUUAUUGCAGCACAAAUCAGUAACCAUGUUGUCUCUUGAUGCAUUUCCUUUUCCAAAUAAAUGGUAAUCUUAUUUCUUUUACUAAUAAGCAAAGAUUUCUGCUAAGCAAUUCUUUUCACAUCUGGUUGAUGUGAUGCUUGUUCUUUUGGACUGGUGGCACAGAAGUGAUCCAACAUUUUAAUAAAUAGGCUCCAACACAGUAACAUAAAUAUUUUACAUGUUUUCAUAUUUUUUUUAUAUUUGGCAGCUUGGUUAUUUUAAAUAUUUUUCUUCAUCAUUCUAGCAGCCUCAGUAUGUCACUUUUUCAGUGAUUAAAGAAGAAUGCAUCUGACACCAAAUUUCAUGCAAGUAUAUCAGUUUUAUGGUAGCCCUAUGCAUUGCUGGGCUCGGACCAUGAGGAGGUUAACUCUUCUGUCCAAAUCCUUAAAGUGGACCUGUCACCCAGACAUAAAAAGCUGAAUAAUAAAAGUCCUUUUAAAAUUAAACAUGAAAUCAAAAUUAUUUUUUUAUUCAAGAGUUCAUAGUUAUUGUAAAAUCUCAGCUGUC